AUGCCGAUGCCUCUGCUGUCCAGCGACCUGGCCUCAUCUCCUGAGGAUGAAUGUGAGUUCAAGGGCUUUGACUUGAACGAAAUCAUCAUCGGGCUAAUCCAAAAGUUGAUACCGAUACGCCUGAGUGGACUGUCUCAAAAGCUACCCACAUAAAAGGCCAUGUGACUUCAAUUCUCAAGAUUAGGCUUCUCAAAUAUGAAAAUCUCAAAGAUUUCUUCCCAGGACACUAUACUUUAAGCUAACAGUUUCAAAAACCUAAUAAAAUGGACAAAUUUCGACUUUCAGGUCUCUCUACCUUGAAUAGGAAAGAAAAGUCUUGCCCAAGUUUUUCAAGAUUCUGAAUCGCAGUGAUGAGCUUAUUCUCAAGCAAAAAAGGGCCUUAGAAAUUAAGCUCGACUUUUCUGUCCCAUAUUUUUUCUUAUUAGUGAGUCAUGCAAGGAGUCCUAUGCUUUUUCAUUUUCCUGAGAUCUCCGACGAUUUUUCAGAUUUUAAACUGAACGCUCAAAAAUCAACCUUCUAGAAACUUUUGACUUCUCUCUCCCUUUAACUAGAAAAGUUGAGUUUGGCAAGUUUUCUCGGCGACGAUUCUGAGGAGUCAUAAAGUCAAACGAUAGUCACAGGCCAAAUUUUUCUCACUGAAAAAAGUUUUCUCAAGAAAAAAAAGGAGUAUAAAAGUAAGUCACCAACUGGCCGCGUUUUUGUCGUAUGUGCGGUUGUUUCUAGUUUUCCUGACAAGUUUCAUAUCUUUUCUCAAUCUUUGAAAAUUUAAAUGCUUUUUCAUAAAAUCCAAAGAAGACUUCUUUCAGGUUGAAGAUAAUUGAAAAGCAGAAAAGCAGAAAAGAUGAAAAAUUAUGAAUUUUUGUAACGCUGGAAAACGGUAAGCGAUGGUGUGUUCUCGCUUUUACUAGGAGCAUCCGCGAUUUAUUUCGGAGAGUGUUUCGCCCGACCUGAAACUACUUGCGCUCAGUAGUACUCCGCAGAUAAAACCGGCGCCGUUAAAGAGUAUCAGCUGAACCAGGAAUCUCUUGUUUUGAGCCACUCACUGCACUAUUGGGGCUUUUCGAAACUGAGAAAAUUUUCCCUAACUUCUUUGUCAAAUCUGGGCUCUAUUCGGUAUUUUUCGUUUGUUCGGAAAAUUUCUGAAACUCAUACAAAAGAACCCAAAAACAUCGAUGUUUUCCGCGCGUCUUUUCUUUCAACAUUUCCACCAAGGAUAAACAAAUUGUUUGUCGAUGGACAAUUUUUUCUUUUGGAAACAGAUGUGAACAACCAUCGAAAGGGAUCCUUUCCUUCAUGAGUAGUCAAAUAACAGCUUUUUGUUCUCAACAGGAAUUUUUUAAUGGAAAGCCUCCUGAGUCAUGAUCUCAUUUCCUACAUCUGACAGUUUCAACUUGUUUUGAUUGAAUACAUUAUGACUACUGGAGCGAGUAAAGAGAAAAAAAUCAGAAAGUGCAUUUUAUCUUGUUCACUUCCUUAGACAGUACAAAAAGAAAUUCUUCGGUCAUGUUUUGUUGAAGAUUCUACGUCGAAAAAGUCUGCUAAAAUAAGUAAAAAGUAAAUUUUUGAAAUUUGAAAAGGUAAUUACUUUUCCAGAAAAGAAGUUUCAUUGAAUCCAACGGGAAGCCUUUUGCACUUCUCUAGUUGAAAAAAAAUCUUUGGAACUGCUGGAAUUCCUCUUAUCGUCCCUCUCAUAAGGUUAAAAGUGGGGCAAAAGCUGAAAAAGCACACAUGGCAUGGCCAACGCUCACCAGCCGCACAUCAAAGAGGCGGCGCUGACGGGGGUCCAACUGGCAUCUAUCCACUCUAUAAGCGUCCCAAGCUUCUCGUCCGCUAACUCGCUCACACUCCCAAACUCGACUCAAACAACUUAUAUGUUGUUGGGGCCCAAAACUUGGCGCUUUGAGCCUCAUCCGCUCCUAAUCUAAUCGCCGGCUCCUCUCUGAAGAAACAUUGUUGCUCUUGCUCCAGCUCCUGCUCGGAAAUAAGUGGCAGCACUUCGGUGUUGGCGACGCAAAAACAACCCAGCAAACAAUCCUUUUUUUCCUCCUGGAGUCAAUUAAUUGAGCCAUGAGGAAAACUACUGUCGCCUUGUCACCUUCUGUAGCUAAUUUGUUGGCAGCUCAACGGAUGCUCGACAUCGAAGAGCCGCUCGUCAAGGCCAAGAAGUACCCGUUCUUCAAGGCCCCGCGUCUUGGCGGCUCCAGACGAUGCCGCAAUCGACUCGUCCAGAAACAGGUGUGUUAUUCAAGAAUCGGGAUCUCAUCAGAAAGUAUUUUGGAGAGCUUUGUAAAAAUUCGGAUGAUACCUUUUUCGAUACCUAUUUUCAAAAGCAUUCAAGCUAUGAAACAGAGAAAUUAGCCCAAAAUGGUGUCACUCCUUUAUAGUUGCUUGUGAAUGCGUUACAAUUUGAAUAACUUAAAAAUCCGCCUUUCAAUGAGUAGAACUUAUUGCGCUGUAUCUGCCAUUCUUUUUUUUACAAACCCUCUUGUAAUUUAAAUUCUGCUUUCGCCUGCAAGUAAAUGAAUUACUAACUCAAAAUUCAUUUUAUCGAGUACAAAAAAUGGAAGUGCAGAACGGGCAGGUGGAAUUUUCUCAUUGGAUGGCGUGAUUUCAAUCCAAUAUUUGUCAUUUUAACUUGAAAUUUACUUGUCUAGGGCCCUGAAAAUCGAAAAAGUUCCUUUUUGAAGACGACGAAAUUCAAAAAUGAGGCGGUGAAAAUCCAAUGAAGACCCGUGAAUGUUUCUAACCUUUUCAAAGUGUACAAGCUCAUUCACCUUCGUGUUUCAAGAAAAUUUCAUUAGGUCGGAAAAAAAGAAAACGAAUUUCAUCAAUGUUAAGUUGCUCGUUGAAAUUUCCAGGAAGUUAAUGUCAACUAAACUCACGCAAGGGUACCCGAAAAGUUGAGAUUGUUGGUCUAAUGCAUCCAGAUGCAUGCACCAAAAUUAGGUGCAAUUUGUCAUGUGUAGGGACAUAUACGUCGCCAGGUUCUCUGUUUCGGAGACUUUAUCUGAGCAAUUUUUCUUAUGAUUUGUUUUGUUUACGCGUUUCUUGGGUAAUCUUGAAAGAUCAAAGAAAAACCAAAAAAAAAAAGUCUUUCAAGGUUUUUCAAGGCGUUUGAGAGGCUGAACUUUUAGAUUAUGUUUUCAAAACGGCAUUCUUUUCGAGAAUCGUAAAAUUCAAUCAAAACUCAAACUUUUCAUCGAAAGUUGGUAUCCUUCUUAAGAAUCCAGUAACUGUCAAUUUAGCUUCACAAGGCUUGAAAUUAUUCAAAAAAUGAGAAAAUUUUAUUUCAGGGACUCUGCAACAUUAGCCUGAAAAAUGUCCCCAAGCAACGUCGCAAAUACUUCAGGUAUAUUAAAAAAAAAAUUUUCAGAGCCUGUAAUAUCAUGAAAGCGUGCGUGAAAUGGCUCAACGUGAAGCGGUUGCACUGCGUUUUAGCCCGAAGUUAAAAAAUUUCUCUCAAGCUUCGAAAUGCCUUGAGGCGUAAACAGUACUUGGUCGGACGCUUCAAAAAGUCGGUUCAAAGAGAACACAAUACUUUUGUGAUAUCUUAGAACACAAACUAUCAAAAAAUCCGUAUUUGAACAUUUCUUGAAUGAAAUUCUGAAAAAGAGCAAUUUGAGGUCAUCAUUUUUGAAGUUGACUGAUAUUGGAGUCGUUUUCCAAAAGGAAAUUGCGCAUUUUAGUUUAUGCACUCCCUGAAAUACUCAGGUUGAGCUUCUAAGUUCUGAGAAAAGUUUAAGUGAACAAAAAUCAGAAUUCCUCCUCGACAAAAAAUCAAAAAGGUCCAUUUAAAAAAAUAAUAAAACCUUUCAAAAACAGGUUUCCGGGGGCAAUUCAUCAAAUUUUGAAUAACCGUCUUCAAGGUGCUAGUUUUCGGGCAAGGAAAAAUCGCACUCGUUGGACUAUUGUAACGACGGGGUCGUUUAUUUUUAUGUUUUAUGAGAUUCCCUGAGACUCUGAUUUUUCGGACUCCUUCCUGCAAAAGGUGCAGAAACUUCAAGGUUUCUGAAAAAAAAUGAAGAGAAAAAAGACGUGUGACGAAGGGAUUGAACAUGUCACAUGUGGUCGAAAGAGUAUGGCGUCUAGAUUUUGGUCAACGUUUUGAAAUUUAGAGCAUGAAAAACGGAGUUGUGUACUCUACCUUUUUUUCAUUUGAAUGAUUCAAUAUUUCUUAUAACUUUCAACAAGAUUUCCAAGUUUCUAGUUUUUACGCUUUUUUGUUCCAGACCAAAAAUAACAUCAUUAGACUCUAAAAAAUAAAUUCACACAAAGACUGAACUGUAUUUUAGUUCGAGUUGUUUAAGUUUGAGCUUCUUUUUCAAUCAAAACGGUUUUUUAUUCAGAGUUUGUUUCAUUUUUUUUUCUUUUUCAUCAAUAGGAUUUUCAAAAAACACAUAUCAAAGCCUAGCAAAAAUAAAAAUAUAGUUUUUGUUAUGCCAUAUGUGAGGUAAAAAGCUGUUUUUUUUGCGAUUGAUCCUCUCGGCAUUGGUUGUGCAUUCGAGGGAAAAAAGGAACGAAAAAUGCAUCUGGUACUUCUCAAAGAAAUCUUUCAUUUUCUUGUUGUGUUUGAGUCUGGCAUUUGUUCAUCCUGCUUUUGUCUUGUUCACUCCCACUUCCGUGUGGCAAAACGAGAAGGAAAAAAAUCUCAGGAAAUAUUUUUUCUUCAGGAGUUAUACACUACUUUUUUGAGUCAAAAAAAUUCCAAAAAAUGAAAAAAAAAGCAGGAAAAAGAAAAAUGAACUUUUGGUUAAGUUGGGAAAGCUUCACCUCCGAAGUUUUUCAAUUUUUUUAGCCAAGGCUGUAUAGUUAUAGUCAGAAGCCCAGUUGAGUACGGAGAGAUUUUUAGAAUAUCAAACUGGAUCUUUCAUUCAUAACUGAGCUAAUAUUUGAAUACCUAAAAAGAAGUAAAAUUACUUUUUCGUGUAAGUUUUUUUGCAAAUCCAGCAGGCGUCGAUGAUUGAACUAUUAUUGAUAAAUGAAUUGAAACUUCUGAAUCAGUUAACUUUAAUUUGAUUUAAAAAAACCUUGUAAAAUUGACGUUUUAAGAUCUUAUGCAAAUCCUAAAAAAAUAUUUUUUAAAAAAAGGUCGCCCUCUUUUCUCAUAAAGUUAUUGUGAAUGAACUUAGAGACUUGCAUUUUUCAAAACCCAUGCUUUUCGCUUGAGAAAACUCCGAUUGUUGAUUGUUUAUUUAAAAUGGCUUCAACCAAUAUUUUCAGGGCGCCGCAUGACGAUUAAAAACAAUAUAUGAGAAGCUUGAUUCAUAUUUCAAGCUGGGAAUUCCCUACUAAUGCAUCUUAUUACUAAAGGCAUUGGGGUCUUGAAAAAAAGCGCUAAUAGUCAGUGGCCCUUAUAUCCGCUUUUAUUCGUUUUUUUGGAUGAAGACGAAUUUUUUUAGGAGACCCUUCAGAUGAGUUUUUUUUUGCUUUAGAUAGAAUGACGAUGUUCCACCGCGAAAUUGAAUGAACCGGAAAAUAUUGUGUAGUUUCUAAGAACCUUCCGAUAGAGUGACAAGAAAUAAAGCGAAAACUACAUUCGCGUUUCAAAUAUUGAAAAAAAUCUGAAAAAGGGAGAAGUUCAAUUAGGAAAACGUCAGAAUUCAGUAAAAUCAGAAAAUAUAGAUUUUCGACCGUUUGUUGAAAGUUAGUGAAAUAAGAGACGCAGGAAAAAUUCCAUCGAUCAUAAAAAAAAUUGAAGGAAGUUAGGUUUUGAAACGGCAAUGUUUGAUAAAGCGUGAUGAUAAAACCUUGGAAUUUAAGAAUAAUUUGAGUCCGAAAACCAAGAAAAGUAUCAAAUCUCGGAGAUGAGAUUUUUUUCUAGAAUUCGGCAGAAGUGGAUGGAUUAUGAAACAUACCACCAUAUUUCACCCUAAAGAUUUACUUUCUCAAUUUAUCUUUUUUUCAACCUUGAAAAAAAUUAGAUAAAAAAACAAAACAAAUAAAAAGUAAGGAUAUUACUAAAAUCUGCGCAAAACGGAGACGCCGGAUGUCUCAAGACUUCAAUUUUCUUCGAAGAAACUUAGAAAUCCAUGAAAAAAUAUUACAGCGACAUCUUCACGACGGUGAUCGAGAUGAAAUGGCGCUGGUGCCUGCUCUACUUCUCGCUCUCGUUCUUGAUUUCCUGGAGUUUCUUCGCUACCUUGUACUGGUCGAUCGCCACGCAACACGGCGACCUCCAGCAAGUGACGAACGCGACUUGGACGCCGUGUAUCGUCAACGUCCAUUCCCGACUCAGCGCCUUCCUUUUCUCUUUCACCACUCAAACCACCAUCGGUUCGUGAUUUAUUUCUAUUUUUUUUUCCAAAAAAUAUGUUCUUUUCCAAGUUUAUCUUUUUGUGAGCUGUCAGGUUGCGAUUUUAAACUUAGCAAAAAAAAAAUCUGUCAUUUUUGGAAAAUUUGCAUUUUGCUUUUUUCCAAAGCUUUUUAUUUGAAUUUUUACGCGAUGAAGUCACUGAAAAAAAUAGAAUUACUGAGCAAAAUUUUAAGUAAAGAUAACUUGAAACAGAGGAUUCAUUCAUUUAAAAGCCGCAUUGACAGUGUGGCCAAAAAAACUGUAAAGUUAGAACAGCCAUAAUUUUUUUAGGAUUAUUCGAUUAGGAAAAACGUUGAGUUUAUCUGCAAGAUCAUUCCCGGCAGUCUUUUUGAGUGUUCCACGGAAAAAAGCCAUUCCGAGUGCCACCGGAAAAUGAUUUUUUCACCUUCAUGUGUGAAAAAAAACAUGUAAUUUGAGAUUAUAUAGUCCAGAUGUUUUUUUGAAGCCUUCCAUAAAGUUUCUUCCAUGAACAUGUAGCCAUUCCCAUUGCGGCACAAAACUGUAUUUUGAAAUCGAAGGCUGUCUUCGGAAAUUAAUGUACAUUUUUUCAGGCUACGGGUUCCGGUGAGUGCAUUUUCGUUGUUUCUCCUUUCAUCAAUGAAACAGGAAAGUCAUUCAUUCAAAAAAUAUCCACUUUAUUCAUUUCAUAGAUUUUUCUUCUCAAGUUAGUUAGUUUGAUUGAAACCGCGUUUUAUCGGAUAGACCACGUUAUGUCAUGUCUCGGGACCUCUGUUUUUCAGUGAUAAAAGAUGGAAAGUUGCAUGAUUGAUAAGAAGUGAGCACCGUUCUAAAUUUAUAAGCGUUAUCGCGGGGACAAAGAGCAAGAGAAUCAAUUUGUGUAGUUUAGGGAUUACAAUUUCAUUCGUUAUUUGACAGAUAUCCAACGGAUUCAUGUCCCAUCGCAGUUCUCGUCAUGUGCGUGCAGUUCAUGUGGGGAGUUAUGACACAGGUAUGACCCAAUAAAUCGAAAAAAAAGUGAUAAUUGUUACGAUUUUCGAAAUUUUUAUCACUUUGGAAGAACAAAGAGGAGUUUAUCUUAUUCAUAUGAUGAUUAUUUUUGAGCAGAUUAGGUGUUUGAACAAGUAAAAGUUUUGGUAGAAGUCCUUUUUGGUUUUUUUCGUGAGAUAAAAAAGAGCACAGAGAGAUAGAUUUUUUUUAAAUCAACAGAAAACUCUGCAAAAAGACCGAACCAUUUUUCAAGUUUCGGAAUAUAAAAAAAAUCGUCGCUCAUGUUUUUGAAGCAUCAAAAUGUUUGAAAAAAGCUUCUAAAACAUUUCUAUGUUUUUAGGAAACUUAAAAAUUGCCAACUCAACAAAAUCGAGUAAUAUUUCAGACACUUAUGGCGGGUAUUAUAUUUUCCAAGCUCGCACGGCCGAUUAAACGAGCCGCGACGCUGAUAUUCUCGAAAAACGCGGUGAGCUCGUUUAUCAGUUGUGAAAAGACUCGGACAAACAAAUUCUCCAACCGGAAAGCCUCUUAACUGGGUCAUUGAGUUGUUGAGUUGUAGAUCGAGAUAAAAAUGAGGAACUUUAUUGAUUUCUCACUCUUAUAAAUACACCAGGAAGAUGUUCGGGGUUCAGGUAAUUUGUAUGCGGGACGGCAAACUGUGUCUACUUUUCCGGGUCGGCGAUAUGAGGAAGAGCAGCUUGGCUGAGGCUCACGUACGCUUACAGGUGAGACAGAUUAAUCCUCUUGAGAUUUAUUUUCCAUUUCAAUGGCAAGAUGAGUCGAGAUCCGUGGAUUAUGGGUUGAUAGGACAAUGA
Caenorhabditis auriculariae is the source of this 8076-nucleotide messenger RNA. NCBI's taxonomy places the organism in Eukaryota, Metazoa, Nematoda, Chromadorea, Rhabditida, Rhabditidae. The record is from the annotation of a GenBank genome assembly.